Colletotrichum higginsianum IMI 349063 is the source of this 207-nucleotide messenger RNA. Its product is annotated as HET domain-containing protein. The record is from RefSeq and is a predicted model, not a curated record. The transcript has a single exon. Lineage: Eukaryota; Fungi; Ascomycota; Sordariomycetes; Glomerellales; Glomerellaceae. The coding region runs from base 1 to 207 and encodes 68 amino acids.
AUGCGACGCUCUCCCACACGUAGGGGAAAAGCCGAGGUCUCGUUCCAAGACCUCAGCUGGCUGCACGAGUACGAAGGCAACGCGGAGCUGUCCAAGGCCAUCAACUCCAUGUUCCGAUGGUACUGGGAUUCCGUAGCCUGCGUUGCCUUCCUGUCUGAUAUGGUGCGGGAGGAGAUGGCAUGUUUGCCCAAGGAUGAUGGUUUGUAG